UUCUAUUAUUGUUUGCACGUGAUUCGAUGGAGAACGUGACACACUUCUAUUUGUAAAAUAGAAGAAACAUUUCAUAAAAGAAAUAAUUCAAUUUACCCCGUUACAUUUCUCAAAAAUUAGACGUUGAAGGAAGCAAACAGUUGGCAGAGCAAUUAAUAUAAUCUUGUAAGGCUGUCAGAUUAUUUCGUGAUGAUGGAGAAGAUUGUAAAAGAUGUUGGUGAUAUUCAAUCCAGACUGAUUGAUCACAGGCCAGUCUUGCAGGGAGAAAUUAGAUACUUCAUCAGGGAGUUUGAGGAGAAGCGUGCUUUCAGAGAAUGCCGUCUACUUGAAAAUCUGAACAAGAUGACAUCCGACACAAAUGAACACGAUCUGCCGCGGUGCACUGAGAGUAUGCAUGAGAAACUAUGUGACGCUCUCACACGACUUGAAGCAGCAAAUCAUAUGGCACAGAGGAUCCAGCAGAGGGAGCUAGAGGCUGAACAGAACACACAUCUGCAGGUGUGUGCGGAGAGGCGGAAGCAGGACUGGGAGGAAUUCUUGAAGGAGCAGUCUCAGCUGAAGGAAGAGGUGAAUGAGGAGCAUGCUAAAGCUGUGGGCCGACUCAGUGCUCAGUACAGUGAGAUGAAAAAAGACCUGGCCAAACACAGCAGCUUCUGAACCAUUAUUAAUGAGUUCAUGAAUUUUCCAUUACGUUGAUGAUGUCAAGGAUGGCAUUAAAGAAAUACUUUAUGCAAAAUGAAAAUUCUGUCAUCAUUGUCAUCACAAACACGCUUAAUUUUAUGCAAACUACAAGUGUACAUUCAACUGGACAAUAUGUUAAUGUUUUAAGAAUCUUCAUACUGUUAUUAAUGUAUUUUAUGCUUUUACUUUUAUACAGUGACUUAAUAACUCUGUCUGCUAAGCUUGAAUGUUCCAAUGUUCAGGUUGGAUUUCUUUGAAUUCCUCUGUGUCCGUGUUGAUUUUACAGGAGAGCGGAAAGUUAAUCAAAUAUUAUAUUUACUUCUAUUUAAUGUAUUAGUAAGUACAAAGAGUUCAAGCCUGUAACAUUGAAUUAAGAGUCUUUCAAUGUGUGUGUUACAUUCAUGAGAUCUUUCAGACUGUAAAAACAUAUGUGCCUCUCACAUCCUUUAUGUUCACAUCUAAUCAUAGUCAUUGUCCACAUCAAUUAAAAUCUGUAAAUACA
Messenger RNA from Puntigrus tetrazona (Sumatra barb), 1183 nucleotides. It is a transcript of the gene bloc1s5, whose product is annotated as biogenesis of lysosomal organelles complex-1, subunit 5, muted. Gene Ontology annotation, cellular component: transport vesicle; BLOC-1 complex. NCBI's taxonomy places the organism in Eukaryota, Metazoa, Chordata, Actinopteri, Cypriniformes, Cyprinidae. The transcript has 5 exons. The coding region runs from base 190 to 657 and encodes 155 amino acids. The record is from RefSeq and is a predicted model, not a curated record.